Malaclemys terrapin pileata is the source of this 822-nucleotide messenger RNA. RefSeq names its product tapasin-related protein-like. Gene Ontology annotation, cellular component: adherens junction. The record is from RefSeq and is a predicted model, not a curated record. Gene Ontology annotation, biological process: homophilic cell-cell adhesion; heterophilic cell-cell adhesion. The transcript has 3 exons. NCBI's taxonomy places the organism in Eukaryota, Metazoa, Chordata, Testudines, Emydidae. Bases 46 to 822 code for a protein of 258 amino acids.
CCAGGUGCAGAGAAAGUGACUCUGGGGGGACGGAGGGCAGGGACGAUGGGGCUGGGGGGUCUCCUCGUCCCCCUCCUCUUCCUCGGGGUGGCCGGUUCCCGGCUGCAGAUAUUCACAGAUCCCUCCUCCCGGGCCCUGCUGGGCUCUGGGGCGCUGCUGAAAUGUCGGUUCGAAGUCGGGGGGCCGGUCGAUCUGAGCUCCCUGCGGGUUCAGUGGUAUCUGUUUGAGGAGAGGAUCGCGCAGUACGACCAGGGCAGGGGAGAAUCCCAGGUCAGAGCGAGCGUGUUGGAGCAGGAGUUGAAGACGGGGGAUGCCUCCCUUUUGCUCUCCAGUGUGACGGUGUCGGAUGAGGGGCCAUAUAAAUGCAUCGUUGGUUACGGUACGGAGCAGCUGCAGGGAGAGACGACCCUCCGUGUGCUCGCUGCUCCCAGACUCUCCAUCCCCCAGCGAUCGGCCGUGACAGACACAGUGACCUCCUUCCCCUGCCACGUGUGGGGAUUCUACCCCGGGGACGUCACCGUCACGUGGCUGAGAGACGGGCGGGUUCUGACCGACGCCACUCGCUCUGCCCCCCAGAGGAACCCGGACGGGACCUUUAACCUCACCCUGACCUACACCUUCACUCCCAGCGCGAGCGACUCCGGCAGCAUCUUCUCCUGCCGCGUCACCCACGCGGCUCUGGCCCAGCCCCUGCGGGAGGAGUUCCCCCUGGAUGUCACAGGUGAGGGGGUGCUGGGCUCCCAGUUGGAUGUUAUGGGCUGCAGGGGGCACUCAGUUGAGUCUGACACGGGACCCCAGCAGAGACCCAUGCUGGUACAUUAG